This is a messenger RNA of Centruroides sculpturatus (bark scorpion), 1001 nucleotides long. Its product is annotated as zinc finger protein 23-like. NCBI's taxonomy places the organism in Eukaryota, Metazoa, Arthropoda, Arachnida, Scorpiones, Buthidae. Gene Ontology annotation, cellular component: nucleus. Gene Ontology annotation, biological process: regulation of transcription by RNA polymerase II. The transcript is spliced from 2 exons. The record is from RefSeq and is a predicted model, not a curated record. Bases 138 to 863 code for a protein of 241 amino acids. Gene Ontology annotation, molecular function: RNA polymerase II cis-regulatory region sequence-specific DNA binding; DNA-binding transcription factor activity, RNA polymerase II-specific.
UUUACUCAUUCUUUAUAAACACAAUUUAAAAACAUCUAUGGUUAUUUAAACGGUAGAUGAAGUAACUCUUGUGUAGAAAGAACUCUCAGCUUGGUACGUCGUAAUUACGAAAGAAUUUAGAUUUUCCAAGAAGAAAAAUGGUUUAUAGAUGCCUUAUGUGUGAUGUGAUUUUUCAUGAUAAAUAUAUAUACCGUUCUCAUCAAUUAAAUCAUUCAAUGGACAAACACCGGUGCAAAGUCUGCCGACAGGGAUUUGUAACUGAAAAAGCUUUACUAGAACACAUGAAUGGCAUCCACCUAGAAGCGAAACCUUAUGUGUGUGGAGAAUGCUCUAAAGGUUUGAAAACUAAAAAAUCUUUUCUUGUUCAUCUAAAAAUGCAUGAAAGGAAACCGUGUAAAUGUACAGCUUGUUUUGCAGAUUUUACAACUGAAGAAAAACUAUUGCAGCACAACAACGACCACGAGAUUUUUACAACCCCUACUCAACCCUUGCAGGAACUAUCUAUUCAAACUGGUUCUUCUGGUCAAAACGUGCAACAACCAUGGGUGGAAGCGGGUUCUUCAACUCGAAUCGUGCAGGAAACAUUGAUGCGAGAAAGUUUUUUCUACUCGAAACGUGCAAGAACCAUGGAUGCACGCAGGUUUUUCAACUCUAAACGUUCAGGAGCCGUCGAUGCAAGCGAGUUUUUCUACUCGAAACGUGCAAGAACCAUCGAUGCAAGAGGAACCUUCAACUCGAAACGUGCAGUAUCCGUCGAUGCAAGCAGGAUGUUUUUCAAUCGUACGCAUUUCUGUUGUUUAUCCUGUAUUGUUCCGCCGAUAUGUAAAUCGCUAAGAAAAAAGUAUAGACAAAUGUUAGGAUAAUCGGUACUUAUGCUCUACUUGUUAAAUGUAACGAGUAAUUUUUUUUUUACAUUUUAAUGUAGUUUGGAAAUUUUUUCCUGUAAUUUUAAUGAAUUUUUCUGUUACCUUUGCUGAUAAAUUUCUGUAAAAUGCUGUUAA